Molecule: messenger RNA, 222 nt
Organism: Clunio marinus
Lineage: Eukaryota; Metazoa; Arthropoda; Insecta; Diptera; Chironomidae
Source: the annotation of a GenBank genome assembly
AUGAAUACGUUGAAGAAGCAAAACAAACCAAAACCUUUUCAAAGAAAAAAAGUUUGUCGGCAUAGUUUCAAGGAGAUCGACAUCUAUAAUAAUAAACUGAAAGUAUCAAAUUCCAUCCUCACUUUCGUUUUUAAGUGUGAAAUUCAAGAAGGUUUUGUCACUGCCUCGAAAUCAAUUCAAAACUUUGGCGUGCUUUUAUGUAAUUGGGGAUCAAUUUCAUAG